Messenger RNA from Eutrema salsugineum, 2811 nucleotides. RefSeq lists its product as uncharacterized. The record is from RefSeq and is a predicted model, not a curated record. The transcript has 7 exons. Gene Ontology annotation, biological process: DNA integration. Bases 1 to 2811 code for a protein of 936 amino acids. Gene Ontology annotation, molecular function: zinc ion binding; nucleic acid binding. NCBI's taxonomy places the organism in Eukaryota, Viridiplantae, Streptophyta, Magnoliopsida, Brassicales, Brassicaceae.
AUGGGGUCCAUCCGUGAUACCCCGAGAGCUACGGCGACUGGUCACGUCCGGGCUCCGGCGGAUCCGGUUAUCCGCCAGGAGAUCGAUCAGAUGCGGAACCAGUACGAGACGACGAUCGACCGGUACGAGACGAAAAUCGACAUGCUCUACGGUCUUUUCGAGAUCAUGGGAGCCGACAACCCGGUACUCAUGGCGCAGCUGGACAAGCUGAAGGCGGAUGGGGUUCUCGGAGGAUCGUCUGCCGUCGGGUCAUCUACUAGGACUCGACCGCCGCCGGUGCAGACGGAUGCGGAGAUGUUCCGAUCUCUCGGGGUCGACCCUCCUACAGCCGGAGCCGGAGAUCAGGCGGCGGGACCAUCAAACCGAAGACCCGGCAAGGAGCACGUCCAAGACGAUGUCCAGGAGGCCGGAUCAGAUCGUUACCAACUGGAGACGAAAUGGGAUCGACCCGUUAAGACAUGGGAUGAAAUGGUGUGUCUGAUGCAACGACGGUUUGUUCCGAGCUACUACAACCGAGAACUACACAACGAACUUCGGCGAUUGACCCAGGAUACCAAGAACAUCGAAGAUUACUACCAGGAGAUGGAGCGGCUGGUGUUCAAGGCUGACAUAGAAGAACCAGAAGAUGCUACUAUGGUGCGGUUUCUCAGCGGUAUGAACAGGGACAUUCAGGAAUCAGGAUCAUAUGGAGAUGGAGAGUUACCGGAGUCAGUCCGACAUGUACCAGAAGGCCAUACUUGUGGAACAGCAGUUGAGGAGGAAGAGCACUGCCCGCCCAAGAUCGAAUCUAAGCUGACUUCAUCCACAGCCGAUUACAAAGGCAAGACCGAGGCUACACCGUUCAGGAACCAAGAUAUCGAGUGCUUCAAGUGCAGAAGCAAGGGACACUAUGCUAACAAGUGUCUGAACCAGCGAGGUAUGCUACUCCUUGAUUCCGGAGAGAUCAUCACCGACGAUGAAGAGGACACCGGACCGAUCUAUGAUGAGGAACACGCAGCUGAGGGUGAGUUACUUGUUUCCAGGCGUAUUCUUAUUUCUCAAGAACCGGUAGCGGUUCCUUUUUCCAUUGGCCGCUAUGAAGACGAGGUUAUAUGCGACGUGUUGCCUAUGGAGACUGGCCAUAUUUUGUUUGGUAGACUGUGGCAGUUUGAUCACAAGACGAUCCAUGACGGCUACACUAACAAGCAUACCUUUGAGCAUAAAGGCCUGAAGAUCACACUUGCUCCUUUGUCACCGCGGAAAGUCUAUCUCGAUCAGCUCAAGCUUGAGCAAAACAGCAAAGGUAAAAACGUUCUGAGUGACCCCUCAAACACUAAUUUCACUAAAAAUGAGAGUGAGGAAAUGAGAAACACUCAGCAAAUGGCCUUUGAGAGUGAACCCGGGAGGUCAAACACUUCUUUAUUUAUGAGGCCGAGUGAGAUCAAGCAUGAAGCUUUGGCUAGCACUACUGAUCCUGAGCCGGUACUCCCAAGCAGCAUUUCUUCUGUUUUACAGGAAUCCACCGAUGUCUUUCCAGAGAACGACCCAGGCGGCUUACCACCGAUCCGAGGGAUCAAACGACAGUGCCUGCUGCCUCACUGUCGAACCGUUCUGCUGACCAAAAUAACUCGGUGGAGACUAAGGAGCUGCAAAGGCUUUGUUGUGAGCUCGCAGGACAUUCAGGUCGAUGAAGAGAAGAUCAAUGCCAUUCAGGAUUGGCCGAGUCCAAAGACGGUUGGAGAAGUCAGGAGCUUUCACGGACUGGCUGGAUUCUAUCGGCGUUUUGUCCGAGAUUUUAGCACCAUAGCCGCACCAUUGACCGAGGUCGUCAAAAAGGACGUGGGCUUCAAGUGGGAACAAUCUCAAGAAGGCGCCUUCCAACUUCUGAAACACAAGCUUACUCACGCACCCUUACUUGAAAAGAAGCCGGUUGCUUUCUUUAGUGAGAAGUUGGGUGGAGCCGCUCUCAAUUACCCGACCUAUGACAAGGAGCUCUAUGCCUUGGUCCGUGAACUCCAAACCUCGCAACAUUACCUCUGGCCAAAGGAGUUCGUGAUACACAUCGAUCAUCAGUCUCUCAAGCAUCUUAAGGGCCAGAAGAAAUUGAAUAAGAGGCAUGCCAGAUGGGUGGAGUUCAUAGAGCCGUUUCCGUAUGUGAUCCAGUACAAGCAAGGCAAGGAAAACGUCGUGGCUGACGCUUUAUCCUGGAGAUACACGCUGAUCUCUACCUUGGACGCCAAGGUUCUUGGUUUUGAACUGAUUAAGGAAGCUUAUGCUUCUGAUCCAGGCUUCCAGGGAGUUUACAAAUCCUGUCUUGAGUUUGCUUCUGGAAAAUAUUUUCGUAAUGAUAAUUACUUGUUUUAUGAGAAUCGCCUUUGCAUCCCUAAUGUUUCUCUUCGUGACUUGCUUGUUAGGGAGGCUCAUGGAGGCGGUCUUAUGGGACACUUUAGAGUGAUUAAGACUCUGUCUGUGGUUAAGGAGCACUUUUCCUGGCCACACAUGAAUCGAGAUGUGGAACGGAUCUGCAGCCGGUGCACGACCUGUAAGUACGCUAAGUCCAAAAGCCAAAACCAAGGUCUGUACUCUCCUUUACCCAUUCCUAGUGCACCUUGGACCGACAUAUCGAUGGACUUUGUGUUAGGUCUGCCUAGGACUAGAUGUGGUAGGGACUCGGUCUUUGUUGUGGUAGAUAGGUUUUCGAAAAUGGCACAUUUCAUACCAUGCCAUAAGACCGACGAUGCAUCAAACGUUGCUGAUUUGUUCUUUAGAGAAGUUGUAUGUUUUCAUGGAAUGCCUAGGACCAUAGUCUCAGAUAGAUACAAAGUUCCUUAG